Messenger RNA from Mastomys coucha (southern multimammate mouse), 1950 nucleotides. RefSeq names its product glutamate rich 5 (gene Erich5). The transcript has 3 exons. Bases 709 to 1950 code for a protein of 413 amino acids. NCBI's taxonomy places the organism in Eukaryota, Metazoa, Chordata, Mammalia, Rodentia, Muridae. The record is from RefSeq and is a predicted model, not a curated record.
UGUAGGUCUAACUGCUGUGUGAAGAAAUUGUUACGGACAUUAUAAGUACUAAUUGGAACUGCUCCAGAUGGAAGCAAACAAAACUGAAGCAGGACACCAGAGUGAUAGGAAUAGCUCUGGAUGCACCAAGAGCUUGGAGCUGACUGUGGAGGGCAGGUCUAGCAGUUUGGUAUUCAUUGUUAAACUUCCUUGUGGUAACUGUGUUCGAGUUAUGUAAGAGGAUAAAGCUGUCACCGCACAUCUAGUCUACCAAUCAAUUGCCUCUGGCUGCAGCCGACGCCUCUCCACCACCCCCCCCUCAACCCCCCAGCUAUUUAGGGACCAUUGUUCACACUAUCCCUCCCAGCACUUCGCCCUUGUCCACCAUCUCAUCUCCGGAGCUUUUCCCCAUUUCCCUUCCCGGUGCCCUCCUCCUCCUGUACAGCUGGUUCCUCGGCUUUAAUUGUCCCUGCUCUCUCUUGCUUGCUGGUCCUCCAGCUGUCUGGCUCUCUGCCGUCUCCGGCUUUAUCCACCUGUGAGUCUCACGCUUGCCCCUCCAGGUGCGCACCCUGUUAGCCUGAGCUCCGCUAGGCGUGCGCGUUGAGUUCUUGGGAAAGCAAGAUCGCUUAGUUGGAGAAACUUCAGCCGCUAGGUUUGCGGUGAGCAUUGCAUCCACGCCUGGCGAUCGACACCCGGGUGAGGCUGGGCCAGGUGACUGCGCUUUGAGCGAUGGGCUGCUCCAGCAGCGCCCUCAACAAGGCGGGCGACAACAGCAGGUUCGGCAGCGGAGUACCUUCGAGUGAGAAUUCUUCCACUGUAGAACAAAACAAGUUCUGUGUAGCCCAACCUAAACCAUGUACACCAGGAGGAGAAGCUGCCUUUCAUGGCAACGCACAAAGGGAAAGCCAUCCUUCACUAGAGAGGCCCAAGGCUUCAGUGGUGCCUACAGCCAAUGGUAUUAAAUCCUACCACCAACCAUCUCUGGCAAAUGAUGAGACCCCUGGAAAGGAAGCCACAGGCCACUCAAGACCCACAAAGAAGAUCGAGCCUCUAGUGCAAGGGGGAGAAUGUGAGCUACCUCAGCCAGGAGGCAAAGAUGACAUGCUGGAAACUGAAGAAGUGAAGAACGAUGUGGAAGCAAGGACAGAAGUCCAGUCUUUAAAAGGAAAUGUUGAGAUUGAGCCUCUGAGAAUGUCAUCAGAGAGGGACUCCCCUGGAGCAGGGGAAGGCACCCAGCUUCCACAGGCUGGAACGAUGGAGUUUCUACAAACAGCCGAGAACAUUCUGCCUCUGGGAACAGCUCAGGAGCUACCACCACCUGAAGAAGCAAUGGGAAAGGACGCACAGCCCCAGAAUCUAGAAGCAAUUCCCAAAGAGAACAGCUCUCCAGAAAUAUUGGCAGAAUAUCCAUUUGUGGGAGACGUUGAGCAAAAGGAACUUCAAGAGAUCCUGAGAAAGGACAAGGAGUUCCAACUUUUAGAAACAAUCCCCAAAGAGAACAGCUCUUCAGAAACAGCAGAAGGGAGCAUAUCUGCAGAAAGCAGUGAAAACCAGCAACUUUCAGAAACACCAGGCGAAGCUGAGCAGCCCCAAGUUCUAGAAAUAGUUCUCAAAGAGAAUGAAACACCACAGGUGCCAGACAGAAACCAGCCGGUGCCAGCACCAGUAAAGAACAAAUUACCCUGUAAAGCUCCUGAUGGUAUCGGAGAUGCCCACGAAUCUCAACCUCAAGUAACAGGUGGAAACAGGAUACAGCCAACCAGAAAUGGAGAGACAGCAGCAAAGGUGGAAAUGGCCAGAGAAAUCCACCCUGAUAAAGAGGAGCAACACAUUGAAGGCGAGACAGGAGAAAAGGUGGAAGCAGAGAUGAAAAAUGAGAAAGAAAGUGAAGAAGCUGAAACCAAAGAGAAAGAAACAGGAGAAGCUGUGGAUCUUGGAGCAGCAGGGGCUGGCGGCGACAGAAGGGCUUAG